Messenger RNA from Tympanuchus pallidicinctus (lesser prairie-chicken), 5176 nucleotides. RefSeq names its product gypsy retrotransposon integrase 1 (gene GIN1). Gene Ontology annotation, biological process: DNA integration. The record is from RefSeq and is a predicted model, not a curated record. Lineage: Eukaryota; Metazoa; Chordata; Aves; Galliformes; Phasianidae. The transcript is spliced from 8 exons. Gene Ontology annotation, molecular function: nucleic acid binding. The coding region runs from base 1014 to 2597 and encodes 527 amino acids.
AAAGGCAGGUGAGAAUCUAGAAAUCGGAAGCUAAAUAUCUUAGCUUAUACACUGUGCUUUCAAAUAACAUCGACAUGUAAAGAGGUGGAGGAUUCUGGAGUGGCUGGAUACUGUCACUUUUUUUAAUAAUUAUGUGCUGCUUAGCAGAUAUGGCAGACAAUCUGACUAUUCCUUUUAGCAGGCUGCAUGUUGUCACAUUGUCUGGUCUUGUGCUGCUGGAAAGAUGAGAAAGAAGUUUGGUUUAAUGCUGUGGAUAACGGGCAUUCAUUUAAAACAACGUGGCAGGCUCUAAACCUGAUCCUGCUCUAGUACAGGUCAAUUAGAGCAGGAUCAAAAAGCUGUUCCAUCUACACGUUCAUUACUGCAGGAGCAGAUCUGAAGAAAAGAAAUCAUGAGCCUGUUGGGCCUGUGCGAAUAUUUCUGCUUAUCAUUAAUUGGUAAUUAUUUUUAGGCUAUUCAGUGGUACACCUAAGCUUUUCCUGUACCAGUGACGCAUUUUACUAAUGACAUUUUAGUUUAUUAAUGUGAUCAGAGAAGUCAGCCCAUGUCAGGGAAUUAAUUAUUAACUUGCAGACAGUCUCAUUUGGGGCUUCAGAAUCCGGUUGUCAAAUGAAUUAAUGAAGAAAAUAAAUGUGUCAGUCUCUGUCUGGGAAGUUGUUUUUUUUCCCAUUUGUCUGUGUGGGUUUUUUUUCAGAUCAGGGUGACUGUUUGGACGCAUCUAGUCCGCAGCACACCUCCAUGUGAAAGCUAUCUAAAUGUUUAAAAGUGAGACAAUCAAUUUUUCUGAUUUAAUUUCACCUGUCAUACUCCAGUGAAUAUAAUGGAAGAUCCUAUUGUUUAGAAAUUUCAAAAUACAGGUUGACAAAACCAGUGCUGUGUAUGGCAAAAUGGUGUGUCAGGUGGCGCUCAUGAUUGCCCGUGUUGAUGAUGGAAUGGGACACCUCACCUAUGAAAACAGGCUGAGGGAGAUGGAGCUGUUCAGCCUGUAGAAGAGAAGACUUGCGAGGUUAACAAUGGUCCGUAGUGGAAAAAAUGGUGGACUCCACCUGAAGCAGAUUGCAUACUACAAAAGAACGGGGGAGUAUCAUCCCACAACACUAUCAAGUGAAAGAAGUGGAAUCAGAAGAGCAGCCAAAAAAUUUGUUUUCAAAGAAAAUAAAUUGUUCUAUGUUGGAAAAGACAGAAAACAAAUGCGCCUAGUAAUUGUCUCAGAUGAAGAAAAGAAAAAGGUGCUUCAGAAAUGCCAUGAAAAUGCUGCAGGCACUCAUCACGGCAUAUCAAGGACGCUGACUUUAGUGGAAGCUAAUUAUUACUGGACCUCUGUUACAAAUGAUGUCAAACAGUGGGUGUAUGCGUGCCAGCAUUGCCAAGUGGCAAAGAGUACAACCACCACCACACUCAAACCAUACCCUAUCAAAGCAGAAGACCCCUGGACAGCAGUCACUGUAGCCUUAAUGGGUCCAUUUAGAGCUACCAAAAGAAGCCACAAGUAUGUCAUAGUCAUGAUAGAUUUGUUCACAAAAUGGACUGUUAUCUUGCCUCUGCGUGAUACUUCAGCAGCUGAAAUAGCUAGGGCAAUCAUCAGUGUGUUUUUCUUAUAUGGACCACCUCAAAAAAUGCCUAUUGACCAAGGGAAGGAGCUUGUUCACCAGAUAAACAAAGAACUAUUUGCACUGUUUGGAAUGAAACAGAUAGUAUUGUCUUAUCCUCAAACCAAUGAAGUGAGUGAAAGAACAUGCAAGACAGUCAAAGCUUUUCUUAACAAAUACUGCAUAGAUCAUCCAAACGAUUGGGAUGAACAUUUGUCUGCUAUUGCCUAUGCUUUCAAUUUGACUAAUUUGGAGCCAGAUGAAAACACCCCUUAUUUCCAAAUGUUUAGUCGUAACCCGUAUGUUGUUGAACCAAUGAACAUAUGUGUGGAAGGAGAAGACAACAUGUUUGCGAAAAUAUUUGAAGCAACUAGAAGAGCUAAUCGAGCACUUGAAGAAGAGAAAACCUCAAAUGGCCAGGUGGAGAAAACCACUUCAGAUGAACAGAAACCUAGAAAUAAAAUCAACAUCAGAAGAAAGCCAAAGCAAUUAAGUACCCUUCGACUUAAAGUUGGUCAUGAAGUCCUCAGACAAAGAAAAAAUUGGUGGAAAGAUGGUCGUUUCCAGUCAGAAUGGGUUGGUCCUUGUAUUAUAGAUUAUAUUACAGAAAAUGGCUGUGCAAUAUUAAGAGAUGCCACAGGAUCCAGGUUGAAAAGGCCCAUCAAGAUGUCUCACCUCAAGCCGUACGUAAGAGGGUCCAAUGAAAAAGAUGACCACUACUUUUUACAAGAUGCAAUAGUUGUUGACCAUGACUACACAGGCUUAUCUGAGAGAUCCUAUAACGCAGGCCAGCAGGAGCCUGCUGCUGAAGAGGAAAUAAAUGCCUAUGUGAGAAGUGUCACGUCUGCUGUGCAAACACCACCUUCAGCCUGCAAAGACCAAGAAUCAGCAGAUGGUGGACAUCAGUCUGAGAUGACAGAAGAUCAUUGCGUUGAACCAAACAAUGCAAAGCCAGCACAAUGGCCUUCACCUUGCUGGACACUUCAGACCAAGAUAGAAGAUUCUUAAGCAGGCUCAUGGCUUUUCAUUGACAAACAGUUUGGAGUACAUGUGGCAGACAGACAAAGUUUGAAUAGUUCCAAGUUCCUCAGCCAAAUCCACUUUGCUGUAUGAAUUUAAGAAUACUGAAGUGGGCAUUAAAAAGCAAUCACUCUGUUAACAAAAUGUAGGCACAACCUGGUGAAAGCACGUGUUCUACUGUAUAUACUUAAAAACAAGUAAAUGACCAGCGUUAAUUGAAAUGGACAUUGAGAAGUAAGCAUUCAAUUACCAGUACUGUCACAGCAUGGUAAAAGCACGUGUUCUCAUCAUGCCUUUGUAGCUCAGUUUAUGUUAGUAAAAUGAUUAUAAGUCCCAGCUUUACUGUUACCCUCUCAGGACACAACAUAUUUCGCUGUAAUGACCUUUUCAUUAGUCCUCAUGUGACUCAUUCCUAACAGGCAGAAGUGUUGUGGGAUGCACAUAAUCUAAACAACAGAAAUUCUGUCUUCCCUGUAGAAGGGCAAAGAAACUGAUAUAACAGGAACAGGAAGUUUCUUUUCCUUUUAUAAAACUGUUUUUUAUUGUUCGUAAGAAGCUGCAAGCUCUGAUUUUUACGUCUUUGAAUUUAUACUCUAGUCCAUAGCUCUAAGGUGUCACAAAACUGUAAAGCUGCCAAAAGUACAGGUAAUAUUUUGCAUAUGGAACAGCAAGGCCUUCAGCUGCUCCCUUGCUCAUCAAAACUCUGCUAGGAGAGCAGUUUCAGUUCCUCACGUAUGCCAAAAUCAUAAGAGCAGUCAGCAUUUAUUUGUUCUUUCCUCACAAGCAUCUGGUUUCCCUGAGUGAUACAUCUUCCCAGAGCUAGCAUAGAUUGGGAGAUUACUGCUGACAGUGCCCAGGGAAAGGUGAGGAAUGGUGUUGUUCAUUCUCUGAAUUCAUUGGAUAAGUUGUUGCAGGCCUGGACUUCCUGCCAGGAAGACUGUAUUUCUUGGUAAGAUUAAAAUGUGGCUGUUCCUAAAGUCAGCUGAGCAAAAACUCUCAUGUGGAAAACUGAUGAGUGCAAGCUGUUCCCUUUAUAGGGGAGUGACAGGAAGAAGAAGAAUGCUAGCAAGGGGCUGAAUUUAGAAAUGGAGCAGCAUCCAUUUGAUACUGCAGAAGACUUUCUUCUCCUGCCCUCUGAACACCUGGCAUUCCUUACUGUCUCUGCUGCUGACUACCAUAUGGCAUUUAAUGCAGGUGGCUUUUAGAUUAAAGGACUAGUUAUAAUGGUAGUCUGUAGAGAAAACCUGGAAGAGGAAAGUAGUAUUUAUUAAAGGCUUUUAUUAAAUUUAGGUAAAAAGACUUUAUCCACAAGUCUGAUUAGGUACCCAGCUCAUGUAGGAACUCAUACCUUUUACAUGGCGUGCCUGUGGUGUAACGGUUCAAAGCUAAGUGAAAGAACAAUAUUCCAGGAUCUGAUCUUAAAAUCCAUCUAAAAAUGCUUUCUUUUCCCUGCGUAUGUUUUCCCUGUUGAGACUGUUUCAGAAGGCAGGAGCCAGGCUCACAGGCUGUGCCAGCAAAGCUCUAUUUGUUACUCGUGCACAGUUCCGUGGAGCUCUUUUCUAUGGCGGGUGCAUGGGGGAGCUCUGGCAUAACACAUGCUGUGUGCUUGUUGUAGCUACACUGGAGAAAAAUAAAAUGCUAAGCUGACAGUAGAAUAGGAAAAACAGUACCCAUUUAACAGUCUGUGUAAUGCUGAUCAUUCAAGUUUCCUGGUAAUGAUGGUCUACUGCAUUAACAGGCAAGCAUUAGUGCCCCUUGGGUGCACUAAAAUGAGGCCUUCUUUGCACAUAGGAUGUUUAGUGAAAAAAGGAGAGGGUUUUCAAGGUAAUGAUUCGAAAAACAAUCACUGGAAACUGUGGAAAGGAUACCACCAGGAAACCUGAGACAUGGCAAAUAGCACACGGUGCUCUGGGAAACUGGAGGAAGCUUCCACCCUCGCCCUGGGUAAGCGCUGCACAGUGCACGCUUGUCAGCAUGGUGAGCACAAACCUUCUCAGUGAAUGCAAAAGUGCCCAUCUGCAACCAGGCAUGAGGGCUUGUUUUAUGUGGGACAGUAGCAGAAGACUCUUAUUCCCUGUCAGAAUUCUUAGAAAUUCUGUUCUUUAAUAGAGUUUGUGCCCCCUCGUGACAAGUUGUUCAGGAGAUAGAAGAGCACAGCAUGAAAUAACAGCUAAUUUGCUCGCACCUCCCAGCAUUUUUUGGUUUGAUUUUGGCACCAAUUAUCAGCUAGCAACUAGUUAGAUGAAAAACGCGUCAAGGAAAAACAAACAAAAAAAGAGAAACAAUUUGCUGGUGAAAAGCCUCUGUAUGAACACUCAAAGUAUUGAAUGAAGAACCAUAUCUCAUAUUUGAAUACUUCCUUAACUGUUGUGUAGCAUUUGCUCGUCCUGGGCUAAUGUGUUCCAGGUCUAGACAAUAUUUGAUAUUUUAAAGUUUUUCCCUCCUUCUCCCAAGAACGGAAUGUUCCCUGUUGAAGGACAGCAAUGACUUACGAGCUGCUUUUCAGAGCGAGCCGUUGACAAAUCUUCUGGAACCACUGCUUUUGAAAAAUAGAUGAAUUUCCUUUA